UUGCUGUCUGUGCGUUGAAGUUUAUUCGCGGCUGAUAGCUGCCAAAGUGCACGUCACUUUGAUUAUGUGUUCAAAAAAAAUUGUUACAUGAUUUUAAUAAGAUUGCCUCAUUUGUAGGUUACUAGUCGUUGAUCGUCGCGUAAUAUGCAUUAAAAUAUUCCAUGGCAUUAUAAAAUCGCGAGUGAUAUUUUCUGGGAUAAUAUGAACUGUUUUCCUAAUAAUACCAGGAUCUUUGUGAUGACAUUGACAUGUGUACAAGUUUCGCGGGAGUUUUGAGUUGUUUGUGUCCUUUUUAGAGUUUGUGUUUCCAUGUUUGGCUAUAGCAAAUUCAACAGUUUCCUCGGUGAAAGUAUUUGGUAGAGUAGCGGCGAGCCGAUGACGUUGCUUGUACAACUUGUAUGUGCCCUUGUAUGAUUGGCAGCGCACCAUAGUAUGUGUGCAAUUCGUCGACACCUUCCGCUUUAAGUUAAUUGGCAACAAACGUGAAAAAGUUCCUAAUCCGGCAAGAUGUCGUUCACAAUGAAGGAGGGUGGUUUCCAGGAGACAGAUUUUAUCGUUUUUUUCGUGCUGUGCAUAUCAUCAUGCGCAGGCGGCCUCUGGUACAGUUAUACCAGCUCCUCCAAGAAGAGAGUAGUAGAUAUUAAGGACUACCUCCUUGGUGGGAAAACGAUGACGACGUUUCCUGUAGCUUUAUCAUUAAUAGCAAGUUACGUCUCCGGCGUGACAAUCCUGGGCACACCAGCGGAGAUCUACAAUUACGGCACCCAGUACUGGAUGGUGGUAUUCGCAGUAGCGCUGAGCUGUGCAGUGGUAGCCGUGGUGUAUCUACCAGUGUUUUGUCUCCUUAAACUGUCAUCAUCGUAUGAGUAUCUGGAGCUACGAUUCAAUCGAAAUGUGAGAGCGGUGGCAUCAAUUCUCUUCUUGUUAGAUGAGGUUUUGUUCUUACCGAUGGUCAUUUAUGUCCCGGCUUUGGCGUUCAACCAAUUAACUGGCUACAAUGUUUAUGUUAUUGGAUGCGUUAUGGUUGUUAUAUGCGGCCUUUACACUGCUUUGGGAGGACUCCGAGCAGUGGUGUGGACUGACUCCGUGCAGACUGGCAUCAUGUACCUUGGAGUAAUUCUGGUGGCUGUGGCGGGCACUCUGGCUGUGGGUGGGGUUGGUACCGUCGUCAACAUCGCCAAGGAGAAUGGACGAUUCGACUUGUCCAACUGGGAUCUCAGUCCGUACGAGCGCCAGACUGGCUGGGGCGCGCUGUUUGGAGGCUUCUUGUACUGGACGUGCUUCAACUCCGUCAACCAGACUAUGGUGCAGCGGUACAUCUCGCUGCCUACUAAGAGGAAAGCUAUUUAUGCUUUAUCAAUCUUCUCUGCUGGGGCAAUACUGGCUAUAACCCUUUGUGCGUGGAGUGGGUUAGCCGCCUUUGCCACCUGGGUGCAAGGGGGUUGCGACCCGGCGGCGGCCCCGGCCGUGGACGACCGCCUGCUGCCAGCCUUCGUCACCUAUGUGUCCAGGGUCAAAAAACUCCCUGGACUACCGGGCGUGUUCUUAGCUGGUGUCUUCGGUGCUGGACUAAGCUCCUUAUCUGCAGUCCUGAAUGCGUGUGCCUUGGUGGUGGUGGAGGAUAUCAUGCACGGCUGGUUGCAGAUCCACCUGAAGCCACUAUUUGAAGGCAUCCUGGCGAGAACCGUUACAGCAACGUUGGCAAUCGUGUCCGUUCUAAUGCUCAUCGUUAUUGCCAAGCUGGGAGGGGUUCUUGGCGUAGCAACAGCACUGUCGGCGAUCGCCGCUAGCGCCACCUGCGGGAUCUUCACCCUGGGCAUGGUGUGCUGGUGGGUGGGCCCGCGCGGCGCGGUGGCGGGCGGCGUGGCGGGCGCGCUGGCGGCCGGCACCGCGUCGCUGGGCUCGCAGGCCGCGGCCGCCGCCGGCCUCUCGCACCCGCCCCUGCCUGUCACCUCGUGCCACAUUUCGACCAACUCUACUAUUCCAUUCGACCCUACCACGGUAUUCCCCCUGUUCCGAGUGUCGUACCACUGGAUCGCGCCCCUCGGCUUGACAUCAACUCUGGUCGUCGGAGCGCUAGUCGGGUAUUUCUUCGACAAGAAUGACCCGUCCAAAUUGGACGCAGAGCUGUUCACGCCCGUGAUAUGGAGGUGGCUGCCGACGAAGGCUCACGAGAAUGCGGGCUCCGUGAGGAGGGCUGUGGCAGCCUCGUCCAAUAGCCAAGCACCCCCUUCGUCGCCGCUACUAGUACCGAAGGUAGAUAAGAUUGAAAUGCACGAUCAGGAACGCAGUUGAUGAGGGUAAGAAUCUAUUCAAGAAAUUGUAAAAAGUGCACAUUGAUUGCAGAGAAAUUAUAGGAAAUGGACCAAUAUCACAACCUUUAUAAGAUGAUGGUAGAGUGUGUGUUGUAGUAGAUAUGUUAGGCAUUUUUAGGAUAAUUGUAAUAAUGAAACUAAACAAGGGAUGGGACCAAGUAAUAAUAUAUAUCUUUUUUUCAAAAUAUGAAUGGUUUGAUAAGACCGUAUGUAUGAAGUUGAUAGAUAUUUAAAUUAUAUAAUGCGUGGUCUCACCAACGGGACGCAACUGAGGUAAAAUGUCAAAUAUGGUACAAAAUAAGACAAUAAUUACCUAUUUACGCCAUAAAGGUGACAUUAUAUUCACGUUUUGACCAAGUUUUGUCGACGAUUAUUUACAACAUUUUUUUUGAAAUUUUAAUCCAUUUUGUAAUAAAUGUACUAAGUAUAAUUUAAGACUCACGAAAUUAUGAUUUUGUACUUGUCUCUACCGUUGUGUAUUUUAUACUUACUGUGUAUAACAGUAUAUAUUAUAAGAUAUCAAUCUAAUCAAUUGGUAGCUAUACCUAUUUACUACGAGUAUAUGUUCAUAUGAUCACGACACUUCACUAAUUGAUGCUUAUAACUUUAGAUGUAGGCAUUUGUUUUGGUUGCAAUUGCAUUAGUAAUAGCAUUUUAGUAAAAUCCCGAAUAUUUUUCUUCAGUAUUGUAUGGUACUUAAAUUAAUUUAUGUUAUAUUACAAUAAAAUUACAAAAGAUGAUAAAAAGGCAAAUUUAAAAAAUGUGUAUUUUUGGUAAAAUGUCAUAAUCAAUAAUGCAGCAGGCCUGCCUCAAUUAGUAUUUUGAUUUAUAUUAUUUUAUAUCUAGGAACCUAUAUUACUAAAUUAGCUUUAUUGAUUUGAUAAGGAAGCUAGACACAUUUGUAAUAUUUUGUUUAGUGUAUCGUACAAAAGUUAGAUAUAUUACAUAUGUAGGUGAAUUAUAUUUAUUUUAUUUACACGGAACCGUCAAGACCUAAAUUAAAUCCUUAAAUAAAUAAUAAAGUUUAAUAUUGUAUUUAUGGAAUUGAUGUAAAAGCAAAAAAGUUUCUUAUAUUACGAAAAAAUAUUUGUAAGUACCUGAUUUCGUAAGCAUAGUACUUUAUGUACAUAGAGUACCUAUACCUAUAGCCUGUGUUUAAUUGCUAGGCGAAUCUCACCAUCACACUAUUAUUUUCUUAAUAAAAUGUACUUACUUAAACAAUGUCACAUUGUAUCCAAAAUUAUUAUUCUAAUUAUGUAGCUUAACAAUGUAACUUGUGUUAGAUAGUUAUAAUUUUAUAUGUAGUGUACAGUACAUCAGCGGGAUACGCAAAAAUAUAGAUCUUAAAAGCAAUUAGUUAAUGAAUGAAUAGGCAAAUAUUGUAAAUAAAUUAAAAUUUACCACUUCUACACAAUCUAACAAACAACAUCAUGUUUUAUGAAGAUAAAAUGAAACACAAAGGUAUCGAAAUGGCUUUCAUGCGAUUCUAUCAAGUGUCAACGUUUCUUACAUUUUUAAAAAGAUAUAUUUUUUUACAAUGUUUUACACAUAACGUCUGUUAAAAAUAUUUUUUUAUGUAGCUAUAUAAACUAACAACUAAAUUUUGAUUUGCCUGUGUGUCAUAAGAUAUUUAACAGGUACUUUCGAGUUUAGGUACCUUAUCGACGGGUCAUGAAUAUUGUGAUUACUCUAUUAUUCUCGCUGCAUUAUAAUGUAUACUACAAAAAUUAUACAAUGUUAAAUGAAUACCGUUUUAAA
Amyelois transitella is the source of this 4073-nucleotide messenger RNA. Its product is annotated as sodium-dependent multivitamin transporter. Gene Ontology annotation, molecular function: symporter activity. Gene Ontology annotation, biological process: sodium ion transport; transmembrane transport. The transcript has 13 exons. NCBI's taxonomy places the organism in Eukaryota, Metazoa, Arthropoda, Insecta, Lepidoptera, Pyralidae. The coding region runs from base 508 to 2295 and encodes 595 amino acids. Gene Ontology annotation, cellular component: membrane. The record is from RefSeq and is a predicted model, not a curated record.